CGUCAUCCUCCAUCCCGGUUGGAGAACCCGGAUGUGACUGUAAACUGCUGUUGUUUAUUAUUAUAUUAUUUUACCUUUAAUGAUAGAACACGGAGGAAAACACAGUUAUUCAUUUGCGUAGCAUACACCCCAAAAGGUCUGGAAGAGCCGUUUCACUCCGCAGCAGCAUGAGUGCUCUGGCUCUGGCUCUAGAGAUCGUGGUGGUCUUCUUCCUCGCCCUCUUCCUCCUGCACCGGUAUGGAGACUUCAGGAAGCAGCAGCGCAUGGUUCUGUUCGGCACCCUGCUGGCCUGGUACCUGUGCUUCCUCAUCGUCUUCAUCCUGCCGCUGGACGUCAGCACGACCAUCUAUAAGCAGUGUAAGAUAGACCACGAAGAGGCCGCCCCCUCCCUCAGCCCUUCAGCCAAUCACACGGACGCCAACAUGUCUGCCACGCCCACCAAGAGCACUGUGAAGCCAUGCUACAAGCCGUGGAGCUACAUCCCUGACGGCAUCAUGCCGGUGUUCUGGAGGGUGGUGUACUGGACGUCCCAGUGCCUCACCUGGCUGCUGCUGCCCUUCAUGCAGUCCUAUGCUCGCUCCGGAGGAUUCUCUAUUACGGGCAAAAUUAAGACGGCUCUGAUCGAGAACGCCAUUUACUACGGGACCUACCUACUGAUCUUUGGCUCACUGCUCAUCUACGUGGCUGUUCACCCGGAGUGGCACCUGUCCUGGUACGAGCUGCAGUCCAUCGGGAUCACGGCAGCGAACACCUGGGGUCUGUUCCUGCUGGUCCUGCUGCUGGGCUACGGGCUGGUGGAGAUCCCCCGGUCCUACUGGAACUCGUCCAGACACGGACACCUGCUCAUCAAGACCUACUUCAAGGCCUCCAAGCUGAUGACGGAGAAGGCCGACG
Trematomus bernacchii (emerald rockcod) is the source of this 894-nucleotide messenger RNA. RefSeq names its product G-protein coupled receptor-associated protein LMBRD2B-like. Gene Ontology annotation, cellular component: membrane. Lineage: Eukaryota; Metazoa; Chordata; Actinopteri; Perciformes; Nototheniidae. Gene Ontology annotation, biological process: adrenergic receptor signaling pathway. The record is from RefSeq and is a predicted model, not a curated record.